AUGGCCAAAGACAUCGAAAUAUCUACAUCAGAGGCUCAAUUCAUUUUAGAAGCUUUAAAGCAGAAUGGUCGACUAGACGGGCGGUCGUUUGAUCAAUUUCGUGACGUGGAAAUUAGCUUUGGCAGGGAGUAUGGUGAUGUGACCGUGAAGAUGGGCAAUACCAAAGUGCAGUGUCGGAUCAGCUGCCAAAUUGCACAGCCAUAUGAAGAUAGGCCGUUCGAGGGUUUAUUCUUGAUUUCUACUGAAAGUUCACCAAUGGCUGGCCCCCAGUUUGAAAAUGGUAACAAUACAGGUGAGGAUGAAGUGUUAUGUGCUAGGAUCAUCGAAAAGGCUGUGAGAAGAUCUGGUGCAUUAGAUGUCGAGGGCCUCUGUAUUGUUGCUGGCAGUAAAUGUUGGGCAGUUAGAGCAGAUGUUCAUUUUCUUGAUUGUGAUGGAGGAUUCAUUGAUGCAUCUUGUGUGGCAGUCAUGACAGCGCUAUUGCAUUUCAAGAAACCAGAUAUUUCGGUGCUCGGUGAUAGGGUUACUGUGCAUCCAGUUGACGAGAGAGAACCAGUUUCUUUGGGGAUAUUACAUAUCCCAAUCUGUGUCACCUUCUCUUUCUUCAACCCACAGGAUACAGAGGAAAACAUAAAGGGUGAUUCAAACUCUGAAAUAGCUAUCAUAGAUGCCACAUUGAAGGAGGAAUUAUUGAGAGAUGGUACCUUAACAGUAACUUUGAAUAAGAACAGAGAAGUUGUUCAGGUUUCUAAAGCUGGUGGAUUGCCUAUGGAUGCUUUGUCCUUGAUGGAAAAUUGUCAUAAGGCUUACACUAUCACUGAGCGUUUAACCGAGCAAAUUUUAGAUGUAAUAAAGAAGGAUGACGCGGAAAGAAACAAAUACGCAACUUUGCUAAGCUCAGAGAAUGCUCGUGAGACGUAG
This is a messenger RNA of Torulaspora delbrueckii, 918 nucleotides long. RefSeq names its product exosome non-catalytic core subunit RRP45 (gene RRP45). The coding region runs from base 1 to 918 and encodes 305 amino acids. The record is from RefSeq and is a predicted model, not a curated record. Gene Ontology annotation, biological process: nuclear polyadenylation-dependent mRNA catabolic process; nuclear mRNA surveillance; U4 snRNA 3'-end processing. Gene Ontology annotation, cellular component: nuclear exosome (RNase complex); cytoplasmic exosome (RNase complex). The transcript has a single exon. NCBI's taxonomy places the organism in Eukaryota, Fungi, Ascomycota, Saccharomycetes, Saccharomycetales, Saccharomycetaceae.